Messenger RNA from Drosophila bipectinata, 3609 nucleotides. RefSeq lists its product as uncharacterized. NCBI's taxonomy places the organism in Eukaryota, Metazoa, Arthropoda, Insecta, Diptera, Drosophilidae. The record is from RefSeq and is a predicted model, not a curated record.
AAAAAAGGAUUUUUAGUUGAUUUUAGCAGCAGCAACUCGGCGGCCAGCGUUGCGCGUCCAAAGCCGCGAAUUAUUCUCUCAAAGUUCGUACUAUUAAAAAAAAAAGCAGAAUAAACCAAAAACAAAAAUAUAAAAACAAAUCCCCAAAAUGCGGUGCGGUUUAACUAAAUAAAAAGAAGAUAGCCCCUUUUUUGGAAACGAAUAAGUGCACGAUUAGCAAGUGCCAGAAAUUUUGAUAGUGAUUUUGAUCAAAUAAAACCCAUCAAAAUGUCGACAAUUGUGGAACAGGCACCGAAAACGGCGGCAACUACAUCCCAGAGUGCAGCAUCAGCAGUGGCGACAUCGGCCAUAUCCACAGCUGGCACGCCCCCUGGAACGGCUAGUGCCACGGUAGCGACAGCGGCAGCCACUUCCGCUCCCGCGGCGUCGGAAAUUGAACAACUGCAACAGGCACUAAUCGAAAAGCAAACGCAGCUAUACGCCCUGGAAACCGCCUGUCUGCGGGAAACAGAGCGCCAGGUGGAGCUCGAGGACAGCGUGAUAGCGUGGCAGGACAAGUACGACCGCCUCUACGAGUCCCACAAGCGUGUCCAGAAGGUCAACCAGAGUCUGGAGGACAAAAUGCUCAAGCUGGUGGACCGGAACGCCGGGGAGCGGGCCCAGCUGACCAGCGAUGUGGCCACUUUGAGUGUCCGUCUGGCCCAGGCCAACUUCAAUAUAGCCAAGUUGCAGAGGGAAAUCGAACGCUACAAGGCUGACAUUAGCCUGGCCAUACAAUUGCUGCAGUGCAAGCCGGAUAGUUUUGUGUCCCAAAAAGUGUCAUCGCUACCCAUUGAUAUUCAAUCCAAGGUGUCGGCGUACAUGAGACUGGAAACAAACUCCCAUUCCGACUCGGAGUGCAGUAAUAGCGGAGUGGGCGUGGCCACCACAGCUUCCUAUAAAGUGCUUCCGGCCUCCGACUCGCCGCCCCCCUCCGCCUGCCCCUUCCCGCCCACGGCCAUGGUCUAUUCGAUGCGGGGACUCGGUAGGUACGCCGCCAAUGGGAAUGAAGCCAACAAUCCCCAGCAGCAAAAGUCCAACCAGGCCACAACUAACAAUAACAUCACCAGCAGCAACAAGGACUCUAUUAACAACAACAAUAACAACAAUAAUACCAGCGGCAACAACAACAAGUUCGGCACAACAACCAGCAAUUGUAAUUCGAAUCAAACUACCAAUCCCGACAUGAUAUCGCCAACCAUAAUGGCCAAGUUUCUGGAGGACGAGCUGAAGGCGAACGAGGUGAAACACUGCGACACGUGUCAGUGCAGCAAGCAGGACCUGCAGGUCCUGGCGGAUCUGACGCGUUCCUACACGGUGGCCACCCAGACGCCGCACCAGCUACAUCUCCAGGGAUCGGGAUUGAACGAGUCCAACUUGACCCAACUGUGUUUGCGGUGUCACAGCAACUUGAACUCUCCGUCGCGAACCAAUAGUCCAUAUCUGAUGAAGCUGGUCAAGUCCAGCGACUCGGUUAUAUCAGAAACCAAGAGCUCUGUAUCGGAUCUGAAUGAUAUGGACAAACUGUUCACCCCGGCCAAGAAGGACGAUCUGAUGGUGAACCCUAUCCUUGGGCAUCAUCGCUUGUGUGAGAGGACAGUUGCAGUUCCAGGACAAGGACAGGACUACGCCAGUGGCAAGCUAACCACUUCCACCAUGAUGUAUCCAACCACUCAUUUGGGUGCCUAUGCCGCCGAGAAAUAUCUCCUGGAGACCAGUAAUCUCGGCCAGCUGAGAAAUGGCUAUCAGAGACGGUUCCUAGAUGGCGGAGGAACGGCUUUGCAGCUUUUGAACAAAUUCGAGGCGGCAGGUGUUGGUACCGGAGGCCCUGUACCGGAUGAACUGGAGCAGGACGAGGUCAGUAAGCCCCUCCUGGCUGGCGUUUCGCAGGCGAAUCUCUUGGAAGCCGACCAGGCCCCCACACCACAGCCCCAGGUGGCGAGCACUGCGAAGCUGGAAGAUGUGUGCGAACCGACGCCUUUGGUUACCAAGUCGGUGGCUCCUUCCGUAAACGCAGCUCCAGCCCAGCUCAAGUCCACCAACUCGGGCAGUGUCCAAAGCUUGUGGAGCAACAAGACCAGCAGCUGUGAGGGAGCCAAAAUGUUUGAGACCUUCAACAGGAACCUCAUAAAAACCAUCAAGGCUGAGAACCCCAAGUACCGAGGACCUCGUCUGUGCGCCAUGCGGAUUCAGCAGAACGGGCAGAGCAACAUCCUGCUGGACAAUCUGGAAUCUAUUGAAACCUACACCCCGGUGAUCUACAAGCGACGGGAGCGACUCCUCGACGAGGAACUCAACGAUGGCAAGGACAUCAUAACCAGCAAGGAGAGCAAUGCAGCGGCAACCGUAGAGGCCUGGCAAGGACCAGCUGCUCCCCAUGAGAAUGUGGCCCUGCAGCCAGUGCUGGAACCCCAAGUGGAGGCUCAGCAGCAACUGCAACAGCAACAACAACAGCAGCAGCAGCAACUUCCGGAUGCGGAGGCGGAGAAACCCAAGGCGGGAGAUCCACCCGUAAGCGUCAAUCCUGGAGUGAACUCGCCCAAGCACUCAGCCAACUCCAGCUCCAUCAGCGAUGUCAUCGACUAUCAGGAGAGUGUGCUGCUGAGGCGGCAACAGCUCAGUCGGGUGGCCGAGUGGGUGCAGCACAACACCCAGCAGCUGGAGCAGAGGAACCUGCAACAGCCACCGGCGGCCAGUGACUCCAACUCGGGCACCGAACGGCAGUCCUCGUACUCCACCCUGGACCGCAUGGACUCCAUAUCCAUAGAGAAGCUGUCGAUGGACUCUGGCUACAAGACCACGCCGCAGCAGCUCACCAAUGGCUAUCCCGAGAAGUCCACUGAGGAUUCGCUGUCCCCCAAAACGGACAUCACCAGCAACUCUCUGCCAGAGAAUCCGGUAGGACUUGUGGCUGUCGCGCCCAACGUAGAGCCAAAGACUACGGAAAUGUGCACCACCUACUACAGGAGGACCACACGGUCUGGUCUGCCGGUGGCCUACACCACUGUGGCAGUUCCUCCCUCGGAAGUCCCGGCGGGCGCAGUGUCCUCCACGUCCUCCGGAUCAGAGCCGCUGAUCUUGCCCGAACAGCCCACUUGUGAUAUUCUCAACUACAAAUACUAUCCCAAUGACACGGACAAGACGCGAUCCGUGCAGGCGGAGCUGCACACCACCACCCAGAACGUGGACAUUGCCCAGAUGGAGUACAACGUGAAGCAGUUCCUGCUGAAGCAGAACGAGUGGUCCAUGCACGGAGCUGGAGCCGGGGCAGGAGCAGUCCCUGGGCCCGGAGGAGUGGUAGGAGUAUCGCGCUUGAUGCAGCGCCGGAUCCUGGGUCCCGGCGUGGGGGAGAGGGUGCGCAUGGCCACUCCCGGAGGAGCUGUGGCCGCCAUAAGCGCCGCCACCACCCAGUCCGGCAUGCUGCCGCCCCACAGAACUGAAACGAAUUUAUAAGAAAACGGGGAGAGUGUCGGUGGGAGGUCCGACGAGCCAGAUGAGAUGGGAAUGUUGGCCACACAUCCAAGGAGGAAACCAAACUGUAUUCUAGUCUAGUUUUGCUACUUUUAGUUC